AUGACCAUUUUAAUAAAUAUAACCGAUACUAACACAACAAAAGAACAAAAAGAUGACCAAUUAAAUAAUGAUGAUUACAUUUUAGAAGAGAAUCCAAUAGCCUCCUCUCCAAACGAUCAUCAACUUGUUCGUGCCACUACAGAACCAAUUCUACACAAUAAUACCAAUAAUUCAAAACGGCGAUUAUCACAGAUUUUUAUUCCUCCUUCAUCAUCAUCGCCAUCGUUGUCGUCGCUGUCACCACCUGCUGAUAAACAUGUAGUUGUUAAUUCAGAAAACAAUGAAAACCUUCUACAAAAAAGAUCAAAAACACUAAGUAUGAAUAACAUAUAUUCAUCCAAAGAGGAUCCUAACAACAAAUAUAGACGAUUGUCAUUGCAUUUACUUAAAUGGAUGGAUAAAAAAAUCACCAAUAACAAUAAUAGUUGCUCUAGUAGUAACAUCAUAUAUACAAUUCAAGAUUAUGAUGAAUCCUCGGAUGCAAGGUUUAUGGAAAAUGAUUAUGAGAAUACAACAAGAAUAAAAAAUGUUUUGGAUGAUAAUUUUAUAAAUGAUAAUAGCUCUAGUAAAGAUGAUGAUUCCAUUUAUACUUCCAUUGGUUUUAGUAGAUCUUCUUCAUUUUCAACUAGACAUUCUAUGGAUGAUUCAAUAAAGGUAUCAUCAAAUUCAAUUAUUAUCGAUAUUGAAGCAACCGAUAAUGUUAUGGAAUUUGAUGAAAAUGCGAAAGAAAAUAGUAAUGAUGGUCCAAGGUUAUCUGGAGAAACAAUUCUUGUUAAUACUGAUAUACUUCCUAAUAAACUGAUUGAUUUAAUCUACACAUAUCAGGAGAAGGGGUUAAUAUCUCCAGCAGAAAAAAAUGAAAGAUAUAUUGAGCUAGAUUUUGGUUUGAAUGAAGUUUUCAAAUUCAAAAGGUCGAUUCAUCACGGAGUGAAUUCAUUAAAUUUGGAUGUUUCACUUCUUGGAGAUACAAAUAAAGAUUAUCAAAGCUUUGUUCAACAAGAAAUAGAUGAAUCGUUGCGCAGAUGUGAUACUUAUAUUCAAGAUGCAACUAAAUUCUUAGAAACAUAUAGGGAAAAACUUUCUGUUAAGGAAAAUGCUAUACAAAAAAAUGAUUAUUACUCAUUGGAAUCAAAUAAUUUUAUAAUUGCUAAACAUUCUAAAACAAAAGGUCAAUCUUUAUAUGAAUUAAAAGAUAGUAUUGAUAUAGGAGCAAAUUCUUUAAAUGAUAAGCUUGAUAAUAUCGACAAUGUCUUUUCAAAAGAAAUGAAAGAAAUGACCUUUGAUGUCAAUAAUGAUUACUUUCAUGAGUUGAAAAUACUUGAAGACGAAAUUCAGCUUUUAGACACUGAAAGAGGAAAAUCAUCUUGGGAAGAUUAUUUUUAUUUGAUAAUGUCAUAUGUUCUUACAGGUUAG
Entrophospora sp. SA101 is the source of this 1413-nucleotide messenger RNA. The record is from the annotation of a GenBank genome assembly. Lineage: Eukaryota; Fungi; Glomeromycota; Glomeromycetes; Entrophosporales; Entrophosporaceae.